Messenger RNA from Besnoitia besnoiti, 495 nucleotides. Its product is annotated as brain protein 44 family protein. Gene Ontology annotation, biological process: pyruvate import into mitochondria. The record is from RefSeq and is a predicted model, not a curated record. The transcript has a single exon. Gene Ontology annotation, cellular component: mitochondrial inner membrane. NCBI's taxonomy places the organism in Eukaryota, Apicomplexa, Conoidasida, Eucoccidiorida, Sarcocystidae. Bases 1 to 495 code for a protein of 164 amino acids.
AUGCUUCUGCGCUUCUCUCGCUUCGUCCGCUUCGCGGCCAACAACACCGCGAGCCAGGCGCUGCGAAAGGAAGUCGCCAGCGACGCAGCCGCGUUCGCUGAAACAGCCGCGACGAAAGCGGCUGAAACGGCAGCGAAGGCUGCGGGGCAAGCCGCUCCUCCUCACCCCCCUUCUUCGUUUGCCGCUGCGUCCUGGCAGUCUUUCAAGAAGUAUGGAAUGACCACGCACUUUUGGGGGCCGGUCGUCAACUGGGGAUUCGUCAUUGCCGGUUUGUCCGACAUGCAGAAAUCCCCGGAAGUGAUCAGCGAGAGAAUGACGGGAGUCCUGUGCGUGUACAGCUUGCUCUUCAUGCGUUUCGCGUACAUGAUUCAGCCGCGCAAUUUCCUGCUCUUCGCCUGCCACUUCUGCAACGAAGCCGUCCAGCUCACUCAGCUCUUCAGGAAGUUGAAGUACAACUCGGAGCAAGCAGCCAGGAAAACUGUGAAGGCGGCUUAA